This is a messenger RNA of Xiphophorus hellerii (green swordtail), 1401 nucleotides long. RefSeq names its product tripartite motif-containing protein 35-like. The transcript has a single exon. NCBI's taxonomy places the organism in Eukaryota, Metazoa, Chordata, Actinopteri, Cyprinodontiformes, Poeciliidae. The coding region runs from base 16 to 1386 and encodes 456 amino acids. Gene Ontology annotation, molecular function: protein binding; zinc ion binding. The record is from RefSeq and is a predicted model, not a curated record.
UCACUCAGAGACAAAAUGGCUUCGAGGUUAGAGGAGAAUCUCUGCUGUUCGGUCUGUCAGGACGUCUUUAAGGAUCCGGUUCUUCUGUCAUGUAGCCACAGCUUCUGUAAGGAGUGUCUGAAGAACUGGUGGACAGAGAAACCAUCAAGAGAGUGUCCACUUUGUAAGAGGAGAUCUUCUAAAUUUGAUCCUCCCUGUAAUCUGGUUCUGAAGAAUCUGUGUGAGUCUUUCUUACAGCAGAGAGAGCAGAGAGCUUCAGAGGACCUCUGCUCUCUGCUCUUCUGUCUGGACCAUCAGCAGCCAGUUUGUCUCGUCUGCAGAGAUUCAGAAAAACACACCAAUCACAGAUUCAGACCCAUCGAUGAAGCUGCUCAGCAACACAAGAAGAAACUUCAGGAAACUCUGGAGCCUUUAAAGAAGAAGCUGGAGCUCAGGAAGAAAGUUCAGGAGGAGUUUGAUCAGACAGCAGAACACCUGAAGGUCCAGGCCCGACACACAGAGAGGCAGAUUAUGGAGCAGUUUAAGCAGCUUCAUCAGUUUCUAGCAGAGGAAGAGGAGGCCAGGCUGGCUGCACUGAGGGAGGAAGAGGAGCAGAAGAGAGGGAUGAUGAAGGAGAAGAUGGAGGCUCUGAGCAGAGAGAUAGCAGCUCUUUCAGACACAGUCAGAGCCACAGAGGAGGAGCUGAGAGCUGAAGACGUCUCAUUCCUGCACAACUACAAGGCUGCAGUGGAAAGAGUCCAGCGCUGCCCCCUGCUGGAGGAUCCACAGCUGCCCUCAGGAGCUCUGAUAGACCAGGCCAAACAUCUGGGCAACCUGGCCUUCAACAUCUGGAGCAACAUGGAGAACAUGGUGACCUACACUCCUCUGGUUCUGGACCCAAACACGGCUGGUCCAGAACUCCAUCUGUCUGAAGAUCUGACCAGUUUGACUGGAGGAGAGAAACAGCAGCUUCCUGAUAAUCCAGAGAGAUUUGAUUGGUGGUGGUCUGUUCUGAGUUCUGAUGGUUUUAACUCAGGGAACCACAGCUGGGAUGUUGAUGUUGGAGACAGUGAAGGCUGGAGACUUGGUGUGAUAGAAGAGUCUGUUCAGAGGAAGGGAGGCAUAAAGUCUGGAUGGUUUGAUAUAGAGUUAUCUUAUUGUGGAUUCUCAGCACAUUCUCCUUCAGCUCCUCCCACUCAUCUUUCAGUCCAGAAGAAUCUCCACAGGAUCAGAGUGAAUCUGGACUGGGACAGAGGAAAACUGUCCUUCUCUGAUCUGGAUACUAACACACACAUACACACCUUCACACACACCUUCACUGACAAGAUGUUUCCAUAUUUCUACACUCUUAAUAAACCAGUAAAGAUUCUACCGAUGAAGAUCUCAGUGAUCAAACAGCAGCUCUGAUGAACAAAAAGUCCA